AGAAAAGGGGAAAAAACAAAAUUCCCCAAAGGGUGUGUUCUGUUUUCGCUCAUUCUAGAAACACCCAUAGGUCGGCAUUACAAGCACCAUAUUUCGGAAGCUGGAAGCUCACUCAUUUUUUUCUGCGUCCGAGAAUCGCAUUUUUCUAGUUCCUGCGCAUCCAAACGAGUCCUUAAUAUCGAACUUUCCUGAAGAUGGUGUUGAUAGAGCAUGAAGAGAGCAAGCAGAGAAACGCGAACCCCUCCAACGCCGCCAACGACGAUUCCGACGGCUUCGAAACCGCCAGCGACACCGAUCUGGCCGGUGAAGGCGACGACAGUGGGGCCGGCAUCCCGGAAGAACAGAAUCGCACCGAACAGAGUCAUACCGAGAAGCAGACGGAGCAAGAGCCGGAACACGAUGCUCCUCGGAGCAGCGAAUCAUCCGAGAACAAUGCCCUGAUCAGUGAAGAAGAAUCGAGACAGAAAGCAUUGAAUCAAGCAAAUGAAGCAAAGGUAGAAGGGAAUAAGCUUUUUGUAGAAGGGAAGUAUGAAGAGGCAUUAUUACAAUAUGAACUUGCUUUACAAGCAGCACCAGACAUGCCUUCAUCUGUGGAAAUACGGUCAAUAUGCCAUUCAAACCGUGGUGUGUGCUUUCUGAAACUGGGAAAAUAUGAUAACACAAUUAAAGAAUGCACAAAAGCAUUAGAAUUGAAUCCUGUGUACAUUAAAGCUUUGGUAAGAAGAGGAGAAGCUCAUGAAAAGCUUGAGCAUUUUGAAGAGGCUAUUGCUGAUAUGAAAAAGAUCUUAGAAAUUGAUCUCUCAAAUGAUCAAGCUAGGAAAACCAUUAGGCAGCUAGAGCCCCUUGCUGCAGAAAAACGGGAAAAGAUGAAGGAGGAAAUGAUUGCAAAACUGAAAGACAUGGGCAAUUCUGUCCUGGGCCGCUUUGGGAUGAGCGUAGACAACUUUAAAGCUGUCAAAGAUCCAAACACUGGUUCCUAUUCUAUCUCAUUCCAACGCUAAUUUAUGUAGAGCAAAGUCAUAAACAGCAGCAAGCAAGAAAGAGGCAGUCUAAAGUGAUACAGGUUUUAGACUCAGUUGUGCAUGCAAGUUAUUUGGAAUAUUUGAAUGUUAGUUAUGUAUGAGAACUAGGGCAUGUAACAUUUCCUUUGAAAGGGCAUUAAACUGCAUUAAGGCUUCAGAACACGUCAAUUGUUUUGAACUUUUGAAAAAUACUACAUUCGUCCCUAUUUAUAUGACGUUGACUAAUUUAUGUAUAUUAGUAUUAAAUUUGUCUAUAAUUGUAAUAUUUUCAAACUUUGCCCUUAA
Messenger RNA from Glycine soja, 1307 nucleotides. Its product is annotated as tetratricopeptide repeat protein 1-like. The record is from RefSeq and is a predicted model, not a curated record. Bases 195 to 1001 code for a protein of 268 amino acids. Lineage: Eukaryota; Viridiplantae; Streptophyta; Magnoliopsida; Fabales; Fabaceae. The transcript has 5 exons. Gene Ontology annotation, molecular function: protein binding.